Molecule: messenger RNA, 11028 nt
Organism: Nyctereutes procyonoides (raccoon dog)
Lineage: Eukaryota; Metazoa; Chordata; Mammalia; Carnivora; Canidae
Gene: CPLANE1
Product: ciliogenesis and planar polarity effector complex subunit 1
Exons: 55
Coding region: 261-10211 (3316 amino acids)
Biological process (GO): cilium assembly
Cellular component (GO): ciliary transition zone
Source: RefSeq, a predicted model, not a curated record
CCCCGGGACCAAGCCCGGGACAUCAAGCCGUGAAGAGGAGGGCGAGGAGGGAACAGAGCAGGCACCGCCUACGGCACCGGGAGUCAAGCUUCCCGAAAAGACGCCUUUCCAGGGUGGCCAGAGCUCUAGAGCGGCAGGCAGGCGACGGGACUGCGCGCUCAACACCAGUCCGUCCCGCGGCGAGGACGGAGCCGCCCCCCCAACACACACCGCGGACAGCGCGGAACAGCAUCUUGUGGACUGUUGUUAACUUAACAAGCAUGGAGAUACGAUUAGAAGUUUUGACAUCAACAAGUAUCAAACAGAAAAAGCCCUGGCCACGAGUCUCCUGGUUAGGACAGGAAGAUGAAGCUGUUUUUCUCUUGGAUGAUAAAUUCAUAAAUGAAAUUAACUUGCUAUCAGGAAGAACAAAGAAGAAAAUUCCUAGUCUGCAGCCUUUGCUGAAGGACGUUAUUGUCCUAACAACAUCCAGUAAUGAUGUGUGGCUGGCUGGGGUACUCACCACAGGGGAGCUUUUUCUUUGGAACAAAGAUCAAGAUUGCUUGAAAACUAUACCGGCAACUGAGAAGCCUAAGAAAAUGAUUCAAGCUGCAGUAGAUUUUAUUUAUUUAUUCCUGAGAGAGAGAGGGGCAGAGACACAGGUAGAGGGAGAAGCAGGCUCCAUGCACCGGGAGCCCGACGUGGGACUCGAUCCCGGGUCUCCAGGAUCGCGCCCCGGGCCGAAGGCAGGCGCCAAACCGCUGCGCCACCCAGGGAUCCCAUCAAGCUCUUUGAGACUGUACUUGUAUGUAUCUGGAAAUGGGAAAAGAGUUUUGCUUAUAACUCCUUCUGGAUGCAUAUUUCUUUGGGAAUAUUUGGAAUUCAAGACUAUCUUAUCUUCUAAAAGUCCUUCAUUGGUAGGCCAGUGGUCCCAGAUCAUACCCGAAGAAGCAGUUCAUUUGCCUUCUAAAGAAGAUAAAGAAACUGUAGUACAUGCUGUUUUUAUAAAAAAUGAGUUAUUUGGAGACUGCUGCUUGUGUUCGUUUACUUUUUAUUCUGGGGAAUGUCUGAAGUUAACGUUUCUAGCAAUUCGGUGGCAUGAAAAUGUAUUUACAACUAUGAGGUCAUUGCCAUACCAUGUUCAUUGGGCACAACAAAACUGCCAUCUGUGCAAUCUGAUUCCUAAAUGUGCCUCAGUAAAGUCAAGAGGUGCUCUCAUUUCUGCCUUUUCAAGAGAUGGUGUUACCCUGGCAGUAACCCUUAAUCAGAAAGACCCAAAGGCAACUCAGGUAUUGUUCAUAAACACACUGAAUUUUGUUACUCUCUGUGGUAGCCUGAGAGGAUGUAGUAAUAAGAAUCCUGUGGUUCCAGCUACACUUAUCAGGUCCUACUGGGUAGGUGAUAUCAGCUGGACUCACGAUAGUCUUUUUCUGGCUUGUAUGUUAAAACGUGGCUCCCUGGUUUUAUUGACCUGUCAAGGUGAAUUGGUGACGUUAAUUACAUUUGGUUGCUCCAUAGAAUUUGGGCCAGCAGAAUUUAUUCCUUUUCACCCACUAGUAACAUAUAGACCACAGCAGUUUACAUUUCAAGAUUCAAAUAAUUCUGUAGACUCAUCAGCUUCUGAUAGUGACCCCAUGAGACAGAGAUUUUCCAUAAAAGCACACUCACGGUUACCCUACCUCAUUAUUUCUGAUGGAUACAUGGUCACAACCCUUCGAUUUGUUGAUAACCUGUCUCCAUCAGUGCUCAUGAGAUCCCUUCUACUUGAUUCAACCCAGAGGCUUGAGAAAACAUAUCAAAGUAUGAUAUUGUCUAAGCCAAAAGGCAAAGGGCUGAACUUACGAUCACUGGAUUCCCUGAGAUCUAGCCUGUUAAAACACCAAGGAAAUCAAAGUUUAGCUGAUUCUACUGUCCCCAGAUUCUUACAGACAGAAGAAACCAUGAAGUUAAGUGAAAAAACAGCAGAUUUCCAGGAUUUUGAAGCAGAAGAAACUAAUGAAGGCAAUCACUUUCCGAACAACUUAUUCUCACUUUGGAAUAAAAAAAAUGAUCCAUUGUUCAGUAGUGUCAAGGAGGGAAGACUGGAAUUUGCAUCUAUGUUUGAUACAAUACAUGCAAAAGAUAAUGUCAAGGAAACAGAUAAAACCAUUACAGAACUGCAUUCUGUCCAGAAAAAUCUCCUUGCAGCAUGGAAUAUAGGAAUUUCAAAAAAUGUGAUGGAAAAAAAUGUAAUGUUGAAUUACACAGUAGUUUGUAUCACUCAUUUUUUCUACAUUCUUCAAUUUAUAAAAUGUCCUUUCCCCAAACUAGAUAUUUUUUUAAAUAAGAGCACAGGACAAAAUGCAUGGGUCCUUUGUAUCUUUCAACUUUUUCAUCAGUGUUUAUCAGUCCAGUAUUGGGAUAUGAGAUACAAACAAGAUGUGGGACAUUUGGUAAAGCUGACCUCAAAUACUAUAAAGCUUUUGCUGACCCAGCAACAACAGGGUCAGUUAUUCUCAGAGAAGCUUUUGGCUAGUUUUCAUUUACUUAAAAUGGUAGCUGAUAAUUUAAAUGCUAUAUAUGGUCUUCAUCCUGAAGUUAUUUCAGCCUCAACUGAUGGAAGUAGAACAGCAAAUCAAGACAAACUGGUGGUACCCAUUUUUCAAAUGUUUCAAGAUAGUGGUUCUCAGGAAAACUGGUCCUGGAACUCAUCUUUCAAGAUUUGUCCUCAAGUAGUAAAUCUUGCUCAACAACCAGGACACAGAUUGAUUGUCCUCUGGAGAGUAUUGUACAAAAAAACUUUAUGGUAUCAAACACAAUUAAGUCAAAGACUUCCUGAAGAUGACAGGCAGUUAAUGGAAAAGAUGGCACAAGAAGCAUCUACUGUCAAGGCUCUGUUAUGUCAUAUACAGGCUAACUUACAGAAUGCUGGAGUUCAUGUGAACCAAGGCUUGGAACUUAAAUCUAUCAAUGGUGAAGAAUAUUUCCUGUUAGGAUCAUAUGAAAAAUCUGUUCAAUUGUGGAAGAAAGCGCUACAAGAAACCCAAGAGAAAGGAGGAAGAAGAACAUGUUUUCUUCAGAUGCGCUAUUAUCUUUCUCUUUUAUACUGUUACCUUUAUAGCUAUAAUUUAAAUGAUGCUCAAGGAUUAUGUGAUCAACUAGUAAGAGAAAUAUUGAGGGGGUCCCACCUACCUGUAAAAGAAAAUGAGGAUUGUUCAGUUCCUGAGAAGCCUCCCUGUGAGUUUGGAAUGACUAGAAGGGUUCGUCCUGAGGCGGCAGUGAGGGUUAUCCAGUCCAUGGCCCGGUUCAUGGCCGCCUAUUUCACCAACCAGCCACUUUGCAUUUUGCCACCUCACAAUGUGAACGUUCUUCCUCCCCUUCAUGUUGAAACAGAACAGUCCCUUCGACUCAUUCCUCUGCAGCACUCUAUGGUGGCCAGUGUCAUAAGAGAUCAGAAUCUUUCUGAUAUGUGGACAGUUGAAUAUGCCUUUGAACUAUUACUUAUUGGUGGCCUCGUUCCAGAGGCCGUGUGGUUGGCACACAAACUUGGAGACUGGAAGACAUCUGUUUCCAUCGGUGUGGCCUUCCAACUAUUCUGCAAACAUCAUAGCCAUUUCAUAAGGACCAAGAAAAUGAGUCUGAAUUUACCAAUAAAUAUGACUCCAGCACAGAUUUUCCAGGAAAAGCUGCAGUGUUUUUUAGGUCGGGCAGCCUCAUUGGAAGCAAAAAAUGAAAUGGGCUCAAAAUACAAACAAUUUACAGAUCCCAUUGAAGAAGAAGAUGUAAAUCUGCUAUUUGGUUCAGUGCAAGAAGUAUUGAAAGCAGCAGUUAUGGCCGAUGCAGAUGUUCUAUCAGAGACAUUUCAGCUCCUGGUCACCUCUGCCAAGGACUUCAGUAAGAGACUGUGGGGCUUGGUGCCAGUCGGCUUGUACCUACCAGCUCCUCCAUUAUAUUGUCCUCAGCCAGCUAUUCUUAGUGAAGAAGAUGGCGAUGAUCUUGUUUUAAAAGCUGAGAAAGAAAACCGUCAAAAGGUGUCUGGAAUCCUUCAACGUAUCCUCUUGCUUUUCCGGGCAGCCCGGUGUUCUUUUCCUGUGGCACAGUGGUACAUACUGCAGUUGAGAUGGGCGAGAAAAGUCAUGCAGAAGAUUCGAAUGAAAGGAUCUCUUCCUUCAUUGAGUCCUUUCCCUCAAUCAUUACUUAAUUACUGUAAAGGAGGUGUAGCAUUCUUUCGACCUGGAGCAGUUGGAGACCACAAGCUUGAUGAAGUUUCUGUUAAAGCAAUAGGUUGCUUCAGAGAACUUUGUGCUUUGUGUUGGAUGCUACAUAUUCGUGAUAAGUUAUCCUAUAAUUGCAGACAAUAUCAGAAAGCAAGAGAAAAUGUGGAGGGAAAAAAGGACCUCGAAGUGGAGUUUGAUUCCUGUAUGGUUGAGCACUGUCUCAGCGCAGUGGAGUGGGCGUACAGAAUGCUGCCCUUCUCUCGGUUUUCUAAUAUUGAAGAACUUAUUCAAGAUCUAAUUUUGAGCCUUAUUGGAGAACUGCCACCAAUCAGAAAGGUAGCAGAAAUUUUUGUGAAAGCGUUUCCCAAUCCUGAGGAUAUAAGGGUUCCUUUAAGAGAAAAAUAUCACUCUCUUCAGCAGAGACUCAGACACUGUGUGGUGAAAGGUCCCCAAACUGAGGAAAUGAUGUCUGUUAUUAUGCAUUCUAUUCAUAAAGUGAGAGUGAAAGCCCUAAAACGUGUGGAGAGGAAUAUAGGUCCUUUUGAGAUGAAUAUCUGGGAACCAAUUGAAGAAGAAAAAGCCGAGGCUCCAGGUUUUGAUAGGUUUUCUCUAGGACUGAGCUUGAGCAGGAGCACACUCACCGAACUGGGGAAUCCUCCAGUCCACAGCGAUGCAGAUACAGCAGACACCUUCUCGGAAGCAUGGUCCGUUGAAGAAAAAAGAAAUACCCCAAAUCACAUGGAAUUAACAUUGACAAAUAAGUCCAAUGAAAAAAAGAUUUGUAAUCAGAAAGAAAAUCUUGAAAGAAAAGAUCAUGAAAAGUUAUUACAAAAUGCGCUUCCUGUAGUAGGUGUUUGGGAAUUUGAACGUGAUGAUGAUGAAUAUAUUAAAUUUCUUGAUCUCUUCUUGAGUUACGUUCUUGAAAGAGACCUACUUGAUUCCAAGGAUCCCGGCAUUCCAUUUCUAACCAGUUUUUCUGGACAUCUUAAAGAACAUGAGCUUAAUUCUUUACUUUUUGAUGUACAUACAACAUUAAAACGACGUCAAGGCAAAACCAAAAGCCAGAAUAUAUUUAGAGCUGGCUCCUGCUUUGUUGUUGCUUCUGAGUCAUAUGAGUCUGAAAAAGCAGAAAACCAAGCACUUUCAGCUGCAGUGCCAGUUAAUCAGGGAACCAGGCCAGUUUUAGAGAACCCUUUGAAUGAAGUUGAUAAAUAUGAAGGGACGAGUGGAUUGUUCGGUUUAAAACAAAAGUCAGUUUACAGAAUACAAGAUGCCAAUUCGGAGAAACCUGUGAUCCAGAGAUUGUCAAACCAUAUUUUUUGGACUCCCAAAUCCAACAAAACUAGAAGAUGUAUUUUCAAAGCAAUUCAGUGCAGUGAUAUUAAUCCUCAAGAAGAUCUUCCUCUAGCACUAAAUGACACUUUUGGCAGUAUAAGAAGGCUGCUGGAAUGGAUGGUAAGGUGGUCUGAUAGAAGACUGCUCUGUGAUCCUAGUCUCACUGAGUUAUCCAGUGAGUAUAGUCCCGUCAUUCGUGUAAAGACCACUACAGCUGCCAUUCUUACAUCAUUGUGGCUUUUGGAGCAACCAUAUUUUGCUACAUAUAAGGCAAAAAAUGCCAUUUUAGAGGUGCUAGAGAAUCAUUAUCCUCAGUUGCAGACUGGACCGAACAUUGAGAGUGAUUGCAAAAUGAAUGCUGACUGUUCCGUCGCAGUAACCACCCAAGGUGGGACUGAGGAAAGAAAUGAUCAAAACGAACCUCGUCAAAAUAUCUUGAUAAUGCCAACUGAAACAUACAAUCCUGAAAUAAAAGAAACCAAAGAUGAGAUUAUUCCUGUUACUGAUGAUACUGAAAAAGAAUUUGUAGAUAUUGGUGAGGAUCUUUUAGAAGUAGAAACAUUUAACCAAGAGGAAAUGGAAACAUACCUAUCGGACUAUGAAGAAGGUACCAAAGAGCCUGUUGAAAGUCUUAAAAGUUCCAAUACUGUCAUUAACAUGCAGACUUUACCACAGCAUUUAGAAGAACAGCAAUCCACAAGAGAGGUUCAGUGUCCAAGGGAAGAACCAUUGGAGACAUGUAUGGAGGAAAAAUCAACUGAACAGAAAGGUACACAGAUCUCUGCAUUUAAAGAUAAAUCUUCCUCAGUUCCACCUUUCGUGUCAAAUGGAGUCAGCGUUGCCUCACAAACACCUGUGCCAACACCUCUGCAGACCCAGAGCAAUGAACCCAGGGCUCAGUUACCAGAGUCUUCAGAUUCUGUUAGGCAGAUGCUCCAAGAUGAAAUGUUUAAAUUAGUUCAGCUGCAACAGAUCAACUUCACGAGCCUAAUGCAAAUAGUAGGAUCAUCUUUUGCUAACCUCUCAGAUAUACAUCGACUUCUGCAGCAGCCUCAGUCUGUGCCUCUGGUGGGAAGCCAAGUAUUAAACCCCACGAGAGGGAGUAGUGAUGUUGAUGACACCAGUAGACAUUUUAAGGAGAGAUCUUUUAUUAAACCACAGCCUGUAGGAGAGUACACCAGAGAGCAUGGCAAGAAGAGUCCACACUGCCCUAAAGGAGUUGUGCAGUCUGAUCAAAACAGUCAUGGAAAUUUACAGAAUGUACCACAUGGGAGUAUUCCUUUAUGUGAGUUCGAAAGCCCACCUCCCAGUACAGGAUUAACUCCAGCAUCUCAAAGCUUACCAACCACUGCACUGCCUCCUGCUCCUGCUGGAAGUUCUGCUUUCCACCUUUUGUCUCCAUCUUUUGCCAUUCCAAAGACACCUAGACUCAUCCCAGCUGCAAAAACUUUCGGACCUGCUGAUGGUUUUCCUUUGCUUCAGUUUCAGCCUAAGCAUGAAUUUAAGUCCCUCUCCUUCCAUUCAGGAAGAGUUCAACAAGUUCCCUUCAGGCCCCUGCCACAGCCUAAAGAGGCAUGGGGGUUAUCCGCUUCCUUCCAGCCUCUUUUGCCACAAAGAACAAUGCCUACUACUUCAGUGUCCCCUUUGAAUUUGAGCCACUAUAAUACCGAAGCCAUAAAAAAAGCAGAGGAGCAGGAGAAAUGGGCAGAAACUGUAACUACAGAAAUCCCUAAGCAUGUGAACCUGGAUCAGUAUGUUGGACAAGAAAACUUGACACCUCAACAGGACUCUUCAGUAUUUAUAAAACCAGAAAAACUACUUGAUGUUAAGCCAGGGCCCCUUGAGAUAUCUCCUCAGAAUACCUUUGGACUUCCAUUAUUGCAUCUACAACUUAAACCUCCUUAUGUAUUUUCCUCUGACUCAAGGACGUUGGUAACAAUUCCUUCAAUACCUACCAGUACUAUAGCACAAGAAACAAAAUACCCAAGGCUCUCAUUACUUCAUUCAUGCCUAUCCUCAGAAAAUAUGUACAAAAACCUACAACUUAUUCCACUUGAAAGCCUCAUUGCAUUCAAACAAAGCCAAGAGAAACAAACACAUGAUUUAUUUGAACAAGGUGAUUCUGGACACCUUCAGCUUCUGAAUGUCAAAAUAGAACCAUCUGAAGUGAGACAAGGAAGGGACAGUAAAAAAAGACGAAGACGACGAGCUGAGAAAGAGCUGCAAGAAAAAGGAUCAGAAAAACUAAAGAGAAAGCCAAGUGUGGCUUCCCAACCAGAGGGUUCCCUUGUUAAUGAUAAUGAUUCAGAAAUAGUUACAAAGCCCAAGGAGCAACAAGAACAUCCUCGUUCCCAGCCUUUGGAUGACUUCGAUAUUCCUUUUGAAAUGCUGCAAGAUGAUAUUAAUACUUCAGCUGGAUUGCAUUUCAUGGCCUCUGUAAGAAAGAAGGCUAUAGAAUGUCAGGAUGCAAGUACAAAUACAGACCCAGAUAAAAAAGCUGCUUCUCAAGAAAUUGUUACUGAAUGUUGUAAAGAUCAACAAAUCAUUUCUCCCAUAUCAGAACAUGAACCUUUGACUGUUCCUCAAGUGUUGGCUCCAGAUGUAUAUCUAAAUCUCAAACUUCCCAGUGAAAUAUCAGAGAAACCUAUGUCACCUUCACCAUCGGAUCUGGUUGGACACACUUACAUAAAUGUGAUUGACAUUAAAGCUGAUGAUCUACAGGAAUUGCCUAUCAGAGAAGAGCCUACAAGUGAUACAAUUAUCAAACAGCCAAGUGAUCAUCUGGAGGCCCCAACUUCUGCAGAAUUACAUUAUAUGGCAGCUUCAGUUACAAAUGCUGUUCCCCUGCACAGUUUUAAGGGUGAAGAGUCUGCCAAUUCCACUGUGGAUGUAUUAUUUAAACCUGCAAAAGUGUCUCCAUCCUGUGUGGAUGAAAGAAGCUGGAGAGCUGGUGUCACAGAAGUGAAGGAACCUGGUGUCACCUCACCUAUAUCAUCAGAAAUACAGCAGGACAAAGAUAUGGUGGAGCCAGAUUUUCGAUUCAAAGAACAGAGCUCAAUUUCAGCUGCUGCAGAAGAUGAUCUGCUGUGGGAGCUACUGCAGGAUGUCUCUCCAGCUCGCCCUGUGCGCCGGCUAGAGCAUCUCACCUCUAAGCUUCAGGAAAUUGAUGAACAGCUGUUGGCAAUACAGACCAUUGCUGAAAACAUAGAACAGGAUUGCCCCAGAUACAGAAUGCUAGAUCGACAUUAUGAUAAGGUUGAACCUGUAGAUCACGUUGAAUUGUCUUCUGGUCCUGAAUCUGAAAACACAUUGGCUCCAAAAGCCAUUGGCAUUUCGGAAGUACAUUUCCAGACUCACAUGAAUAAGGAGGCUCCAAGUGACAGAGAGACUUCAGAAGCUGAAUUUUCAGUAACAGAAACUCAUUCUAGUCAGAAAACCUGUGUGUUUCCUUCUGCUGAUUCGGCUGUCAGCCUUUUCAGUGACCAGAAUACAACUUCUCCUGGUGUGAAUAACAGUGAUGAUUUAUUUGAGAGCGUUUCAGUAGAUCCAUUCCAGAUGACUGGAUUAACUGAUAUUGCAGACAUUAUUGAGGACCUUAUAACAAAAGAUGGAGUUUCCAGUGAGGAGCUUGGUUUAACAGAACAACAAGCUAGGAAUAUCUCCAGAGUUCAGCAUUCUUCUGGUAGACGAACACAAAGAACGGAGAAGGAAAGAAGAGAAAUUCAGGUGUGGAUGAAAAGAAAACGCAAGGAAAGAAUGGCAGAGUACUUAAACCAGCUGGCAGAAAAGAGAGGGCGAGAACAUGACCCCUUCUGCCCAAGGAGCAAUCCAUUUUACAUGACUUCACGGGAAAUCAGGCUGAGACAAAAGAUGAAGAUCGAAAAGGACAGGUUAUUACUCUCGGACCACUAUAAUCAGCGGAUCUCCCAAGCAUACAGUCUGAUGAACGAACUGUUAUCUGAAUCAGUACAGCUACCAAAAACUGCACAGAAAGCCUUGCCUCACAAACCCAGAGCUGCUCAAAUUUCCCAAGAGCAACACUGCCUUUCUCCAAGAAGAGAGAAUAAAUAUGGUCACAAUAUUCCAACAAAUCAACCUGGAAAAUUCAGAUAUAUAUCCAGACCGAGUUAUAUCCGAAAGGGGAAACCUCUGGGGCAUCCUCAAGGCCCUCCUUGGCCACAUGGAACUGCUACUUUUACCAUACAGAAUAAAGGAGGUGGAGCCAAAGUGGCAGCAAGAAAGGCUGUGCCUUCUCCAGUUACCUUCCAAAAAGAUUGGAUAUCCCGAACAAAUCCUAGAGCGAUACACUCUGAUCUGAAGAGGAGGAAAUUACAAAGCCAUCCCUGCAGAAAGCAAGGUUCUGGUGCUCCAUGUUGCCUGCAGUGUACAAAAAAUCACAUUAGUGCAGAACCUUCGCCUCAAUCAAAACAGGUAUGUAUAGAGUACGAGAGAGAGGAGACCGUGGUGAGUCCCUGGACGGUACCUUCAGACAUCCGUACGGUUCUUCGCGAGAGUCACAGUUCCCUUCUACAAGACUUGUCAGCAACUGAAGAAGAACAAGAGCCUCCUUUUGGUGGCAUCGACAGUGUGUCUGAGAGUACUGGCAGCAUCCUCAGCAAGCUUGACUGGAAGGCCAUUGAAGACAUGGUGGCCAGCGUGGAGGACAAGAGCCUGUCUGUCCACUGGGCCUUGGGCCUGUAAGAUCCAAGUAUCAUUCUGUUUCCGAGCAAAGGCCAGCAGCUCAGUGAUAGUAGUUCUGAAAGAUUUGUGUGUUUAAAAGAGAGAAGCAGUGAAGGAAGCAAUGUGAAUAGACCACCUACAGCCAUAUUAUUACCUGGAUUAGCCAUUUCAAGAGGGAAAAUAAACACUUCUCAAUAAUUUUGCCUUCAUAGGGAAAGGGUUGUUUAACUAUAGAUUACGUGCUUUUGGAUUUAUCUUUAUACACAAUUUUUAAAAUGACUUGAAAGGUACUUUUCAUUUUUUUCAAGUUUAUAUAUUUAAGUUACUUUCAAUAAAAAUGUUUUGUCUCCUCCUUUACUACCCCAUGAGUCUUGAGAAACAAAACUUAUAUGGAUAAAUCUGCUGGAAAAAAAGAAUCUUUCAUUGAGGAGAAGAAAGUCACAAUGUCACCCUAAGAUUCAAUAAUGAACUCCAUUUUAUAGCAUAGCCUAAAAUUCACCUGGGUAAACCUGGCCCAGGAGCCAAAGAAACAAGGCACUUUCCAGCAAUGCUGGACUUUUAAAUAAGCCAGACCUAUCCUGCACCCUGCAGCCUGCAAAGCCUUGCUUUGGGUGAGAAAUAGGAUUACUGAUUCCAGGAGGCUCAUAUAAACUUUGUAAAAACCAUGGUGUGGAGACCUGGGUAGUUUCUGGUGUUGUCCCAGUAUCAUAAUUUGGGAGAUAAUUUUUAUGAGAAGAAACUCAUCUUUUUGAAAAAAUCACUCGUCAAUUUUUGGUGUAGUAUCAAAGAAUAAUAUUGUCUGAAAAAGCUAUUAAAUAUACCUCCUUUUCCAACCACA